This is a messenger RNA of Linepithema humile (Argentine ant), 2807 nucleotides long. It is a transcript of the gene BBS9, whose product is annotated as Bardet-Biedl syndrome 9. Lineage: Eukaryota; Metazoa; Arthropoda; Insecta; Hymenoptera; Formicidae. Gene Ontology annotation, molecular function: protein binding. The record is from RefSeq and is a predicted model, not a curated record. Gene Ontology annotation, cellular component: membrane; BBSome. Gene Ontology annotation, biological process: cilium assembly.
UAGCUGUAAUUUCCUGUCGAUUGCGACGAAAUGCUGCUGAAUACCUGAAUCGCGUCUAAAAAUGUCGCUGUUCAAGACAAAGGAAUGGUGGAGAACGCAGUGUGGAGUAAACGAGUCCUUCGACAGGCGCAGCCUGCUGAUCGUGCCGUUGUUUGGCGCCGACCGGAAGGAUGUCGUCGUCGUUGGUAGCCAUAGCGGAUUCCUUCGAAUAUACAGUCCGUCGUCGCAAUGGAUAGACGAGACCAAAUCGCCGAGCGGCCACAAGUCUGCGGAUUUGCUCAUCGAGACGCAAAUCGGCGAUUGUAUUGUCGAUACAAAGGCGGGAAAAUUUGUCUCAGGCUCGCAAGAUACUCGACUCGCGAUAUUGACAUCAACGAAACUCGUGAUCUACAGCAUCGUUUUGAUUCAAGGCUCCGUCGAACAUGGGGAUCGUUACGAUCUCGAAGUCGCUUACGAGCAUCCGCUGCAGCGAUUUCCGGCGUCUCUGACAACAGGACCGUUCGGCGGCGUGCGGGCCCGGGACUUUCUUUGCGUCCAGUGUCUGGACGGCACGCUUCUUUUCUACGAGCAGGAGACUCCCACCUUCAGCAUAGUUCUCAGGAAUCGGUUGCUGCCAGAGCCGAUCGUCUACGUUUCGCGGAACGACGUCUUCGUGACGCCAAGCUCUUCGUGGAUCCUCGAAUGCUACAGGUACAAGAGUAUGGCGGAAUUCGGCAACAAGGAUCGCUCAGAAGGGCCAAAGAACCUAGAGCCGGAUUGGAGUUACAACAUCGGCGAAGCCGUUCUCGACAUCGACGCCGUCACCCUGAGUAGCUUCGAGGUCGGAAUCCUCGUGCUUGGCGAAAGAAAUCUGUAUUGUCUGAACGACAAUUGCGUUUCCCUGAAGUAUACGAAAAGACUCGAGUACAAGGCCCUCUGCUUCCAAGCUUAUGUGAUAGAACCGGAUGGCAAGUUGAUGGUGCUCGUAAUCGCUGACACGAGCACCCUGAUGAUUUACGAGGGUACGACUCUUAAGUGGUCGGCUCAGCUGCCUCUUACUCCGGUGGCCGUAACUCGAGCGCAUUUUCAGCACUUAGACGGAGUGAUCGUCGUUCUCUCCGACGAGGGCCAACUGGAGGCUUGCUACUUGGGCUCGGAGCCGUCGUUAUUUAUCGCGCCUCCUCUUCAUCGCCGAGGUUACGAUUACGUGGCCGCCGAAGAUGAGCUCAUGGAGCUCCGCAAGCUGGCCAAGAGAAAUAAGGCUUCCGGCAAUCAGCUAAAUAACGUCACGAUGGACGCCGAGCUCAUAAUGUCUGUGACCGUAUCUCCGGAUUUGGAACCCUGCCCGCGCGGAAACCAGGACGACUCUAGAGACGACUCGGAGGGUCGUAAUUUAAUGUGCGGAAUCACUGUAGAAUUGUCCACAUACACGACGCUUCGCGACGUUCAAGUGUGCGUGGACGUCUCAAAGCCAUUCGUCGCCGAGAAAGAUUGCCACGUUAUUUCCAAUCUUUGUGACCGGUACGUUCUACGCACGACGAUCUACGCGACAGCGGAUCUACCGGCGAUGUCGUCGGACGUGAGAAUCACGGCGAGCUACGAGACCGGGGAUCGUGGGAGCCUGCGCGUACUUCAGAAAACGGCCCAACUGCCCCUGAAGAUGAUGCUGAGGGCCUGCCCACCCGAGAACACGUCCACCUUCACGGCGACCAUCAAGUGCAGCGAGCCCCUUGUCGCUUUCAGCCAACUGUUUCCCGAGCUCACAGGAGACGUACAAAGGCAAAACUGGAACGCGCUCGGCUUGCAGCACGUGCAAACUAGCAGCGUGGUGACAAUCAUUUCCGGUACUACUAGCAAUCGAUAUCGAGUGCAAUCGAACGACGGGCUCGCAAUGGCCUUGGUGGCCCAGCAGCUGGUAAAUAGGCUCAAAGACAAGGCCACUGGAAACUUUACGACCACCAUUGCGCAAAACCACAUACAGUUAGUGCAAUCUCAGAUGGAGGCGCAUUUUCGUAGCCGUCUGAAAACCGACAAAAUCGCGAACGAGAUCGGAUUGGUGUCGACACAGUUAAGGAACAUCGAGAGGAAGAUGCUGCGCACCGUAAGGGAGCGGAGCACCCGAUCUCUGACCACGACCGGACUGCCGUUCCUUUUGGAGUCAACCUCUCACGCGCUCUCCACGCUCUUGAAUGAUCUCGCGGUCGCGCGAGCGGAACGGGAACGCACCGGCCACGGUCUGCGGUGUGCCGUGAGGUUACUGCUCCUGCUGUUGCGGCUCAAUGUAAACGAUGAUAAGUACGCGAUGCUCGAAGCCGCGAUCGGGUUCGAGCCGCAGCUGCGCGACGAACUCGACUGGGAAGAGAUCGCCGACGCCGGCUUGUGCGUCUUGCUGCGGUCUACAUCAAGAAAAUCUACCAGCCACCUGGACGCGAAACCCGCAACGUUGAGCAAGAUGACAUCCACCAAAGAAUUCGCGAAGCUGAAGAAACGUCUGAUUCAUGUAGUCGAACGCCUCGACAGCUACCAAGAAUCCGACAUGGCGGAAAACGAACAGCUAGAGGCUAAUAAUCGCGCUUCUUAGAGAUCCCCGUGUCGUUCAAUGCAUUUUGAUUUAUAAUGAUAUUUAAAUUUUGGAAGAAAUGGUAUAAUUAAUUUCGUCAAUCAAUUAAAAAAAAGAACGUAGAGAACAAAAUUCAGCUUUUGUCAAAAGAUCACGAAAUCCAUCAACAUGAUUAAUUAUUUCAUCAUCUUUAGCUAAAUCCCCAGAACUUACUGCGCAUAUUGGACAUCUUAAAUCUAUUAAAUCUAAGCUGUUGGAUCUUAGCUCU